AUGGGGCCUCCCAGCCCUUUAUCCUUUAGGCGGACAGCCAUCCUCGGUCUGCUGUCCUUCGGCACCCUGAUCCCCUCAGCAUUCGCCGUCAAGGAACACGAUUUCAAGAAAUGCCACCAGUCUGGCUUCUGCAAGCGCAACCGUGAUUAUGCCGACAGCAUCAACUCCAAGGGCUCAGCGUGGACUGCCCCAUACGAUAUCCUCCCCGACUCAUCCUCCUUUCAGGAUGGUCAGCUUGAAGCUGUCAUUCUCAAGACUAUCAACGACAACAAGGAUACGGUUCGACUGCCAAUAACCAUCUCUUUCCUCGAGUCUGGCACUGCCCGUGUUACUGUCGAUGAGGAGAGGCGCCAGAAGCAAGACAUCGAAUUGAGGCACAACAGUAAGAUUCGCAAGGAGCGAUUCAACGGUGUGGAGAAUUUGGCCAUCACCGGCGGGCUCAACUUGGACACGGAGGCCAAGGUUACACAUCAGGAUAAGUCGCAUAUUACGGUCGCAUACGGUCCUUCCCACAAAUUUGAGGCAGUGGUCAAGCUCUCGCCCUUCGGCAUUGAAUUCAAGCGCGACGGCGCCACUCACAUCAAGUUUAACGAUGGCGGACUACUGAACGUGGAGCACUGGAGGCCCAAGAUUGAGAAGCCCGUUGAGAAAGUCGAGCCAGCCGCCGAGGGCGAGCAGAAAGCCCAUCGAGGGCGAAGAGGCGGCAACACCCGAAACGGUGGUUGGUAA
Molecule: messenger RNA, 729 nt
Organism: Verticillium alfalfae VaMs.102
Lineage: Eukaryota; Fungi; Ascomycota; Sordariomycetes; Glomerellales; Plectosphaerellaceae
Product: glucosidase II
Exons: 2
Coding region: 1-729 (242 amino acids)
Source: RefSeq, a predicted model, not a curated record